Molecule: messenger RNA, 3093 nt
Organism: Vidua chalybeata
Lineage: Eukaryota; Metazoa; Chordata; Aves; Passeriformes; Viduidae
Gene: VGLL3
Product: vestigial like family member 3
Exons: 4
Coding region: 1-909 (302 amino acids)
Biological process (GO): regulation of transcription by RNA polymerase II
Cellular component (GO): nucleus
Source: RefSeq, a predicted model, not a curated record
AUGAGCUGCUCGGACGUGGCCAUGCAGCAGCCCGCCCCGGCGGCGUGCGGGGCGCCCCGCUAUCUGGCCGCGCCCGCGGCGGGCUGCGCGCAGAAGAAGUUAGCUGUGUACAACAAGAUGCAGGAGUCUCUGGAAGUGACCCUUCCCAACAAGCAAGAGGAGGAUGAGAAAGACCAGCCUGCCGAGAUGGAGUACCUGAACUCUCGCUGUGUCCUGUUCACUUACUUCCAGGGAGACAUUGGUUCAGUGGUGGAUGAGCACUUCUCGAGAGCUUUGAGCCAAGCCAGCAGCUUCAAUUCAGAGACUGCCCUUUCCAAGAGCAAGGCUGGGCUGAGUCCUCUGUGGAGAGAAAGCUCGACAAUUUCAAGCCAAAGGAGCGGAUUCCCAACCUCGUUUUGGACCAGCUCUUACCAGCCUCCUCCUCCACCCUGCUUAAGCGGAGUGCACCCCGAUUUCCCUGUGACUGCACCAGGCACCUUCCCGACACCGGAUCCCAGCAGCUGGCCAGGACACGGCCUUCACCAGAGCGCCCCGCCUGCUCCCCCGGCCGCCUCCGAGUCCUGGCAUUACCCCUUAGCGUCUCAGGUGAGCCCCUCGUACGCACACAUGCACGACGUGUACGUGCACCGCCACCACCCUCACCCCCACGUGCACCACCACCACCACCACCACCACGGCGCCGGCUCGCACCGCGACCCCCGCUACGGCUCGCUGCUGGUGCCCUCGGUGCGCGCCGCCAGGAUCCCCGCUCCCCAGCGUGACGUGACCAAGGCGGACCCCGCUGCCGUCGCCGGCGCUACCUCAGCCUGGGCCGGAGCCUUCCACGGGACGGUGGACAUCGUGCCGAGCUUUGGGUUUGAUACAGGUCUACAGCAUCAGGACAAGAGCAAGGAAGCUGCUUGGUUCUGAGGUGCAGAGAAAUUAAGACCAGCUAGAGCUGGAGUCAGCAGAGCUGGGCGGGUGAUGCAGCAGUGGUUGACUCCUUCUGCGUGGAGCAAAGGACACACAUGAAGAUGAAGAGCCAACUGUUCUGGUUUUGCUAUUGAGCCUUUUAUUUGUAAGGCCGUUUUUGGGUCCCACAGUGUUGGGAAAAAAAAACCAGAAACCUAACUUUUCUUUCUUUCCUCAUCUGAGCCUGCUGCAGCUGGGCAACCUAACUCCUUUCUGCUCCUUUAACAGUGUUUUGUUUUGUUCAGCUUGAUAUUUUUAUGAACAGUCUCAAUAGUCAGGAAAAAGACUCUCCCUUGACUACAGUGCGCCUUCUUUCAGGAAUACAGUAUUUUGUAGCUCUUUGUGCAUCUAUUUUUGUAGAAAUACAGAAAGUUUGGGUAAGGAUUGAUGGGCUAUUUUAGGAUGACAUAUUUUUUUAAAAAAAAUUGUAAAAUUGUUAAGUUCUGUUUAAAGAACUUGCUCUCAGAGAAGCACUGGCAAAAAUGUAUAAAAUGCUAUUUUUAGAUGUCUGUGAUGUGUUUGUGCAUUUUGGGUUUUUUUUUGUUUGUUACCUCAAAUGUCUGUUUCUUUUCAUUUUAAAGAGCUAAAUUUCUUUGCUUCCACAUUACUAGAUUCUGAUGUUUUUGUCCUUUUGUUCUAGCUUAAGCAAGUAUAAUUCGCACCUGAAGUUUCAGCCAAAUAUUUUUUUCCUGGUGUUAGAUCGUAGUAAAAGUGUUUUUGUUUUUCUUGACUCUAAAGGUGGCUUUGUGCUGUGCUGAUUGUCAGACGCUCGCAAACACCUUUAGCAUAGAGCAAAGCUUGAGGUUACAGCAACUGCAUUUCCAGCCCAUCCAUUCUUUCAAAAUGGACCAAAUACUCUUAAAUCAGACACGAAUAUGGGCCUCAUCUAUGACCCAUUGAAGCUGUUGAACACAGUUCCCCGUGGGUUAUGGUGCAGGCCCUCAUAGUGCUCAUAAAUAUCAGCACAAUCUUACAGGCAGGACUUUCAGCUAAGCCAUUUCAAGGUGGUUACUUACAGCAUCAAUAUUCAGGGAAAAUGAAAAGAAAAAAAAAAAAUCCAGGUUUAUAAAAAUGUGUGGCUUGUGGAAACAAAAGGUUUUCAACUGGCCUGAGCAGCUCAAGGAGAGCACAAGGAAAACUCCUGUUGAGCUCAGGCUGUGUUGCCUGGGCUGGGCUGUGCCGUGGGGCUCGCGGGGGCCCAGCUGCAGCGCUGCAUUUCGUAACCGGCUGGGCCUGCCUGCGCUGGGGCCUGGCAACAGCAGCGUGGCCACGUGGAGCCACAGCCCCUCUGCUCGGGAAACCCCCCUGGCCUGGGCCUCGGCUCUGACUUGGCAAUAAAGGCUUUGGUUGGAGCCAAGGUGGGCGCCAUCAAAUCCUGAGUAAGGGCGGCGAGGUCGCCGUGGGCCGCAGCUGGGUCGGCGUCUGUGCCCAGCCCUUGGGGACUCCAGCAAGGAUCAGCGAGUGCUUGGAUGGGACUGAGGGGAGCCCAGGGUCGGCACCUGGGUUGCUGGGUCCUGGCUGUUGCUUGGAGAUGUUGCCCUUCUGCUCUGUGCACGCAGGGUCCCUCUGUAGUAUUUCCUAAGGCUCUUAAAAAGCAUCAUAUUUCUGUCACCGCUGCUCUCAGGCAUCUCGCGUUUGAAAGACACGCCGGCCAAGUGGAAAAACCAAGAUACAGACACAUGGCUGAGAUAAGAAAGAGUUUAAUUUUAAGGCACUGAGCACUGUGAGUGUAGUUUUGUCAGGUGGAAACCACAUGGAUCUGUGUGUGAAAGGGGAGGGGGGCGUUGGGAAGUGCCUGCCACUCCGAGGUUCCCUGCGCUGCUGCUUCCCUCCAGGCUGUUUGAACUUGAUCCUAUGAGGUGUUGAGCGUUCUCCCUUGUCAAGGAAGAGGGCUUGACAUGCUGGCACUGGAGGUAUUAGGAUUAUAUCACAAUUUGGCAAGACCCUUAAGUCUCUACCUUGCUGAUUUGAAGUUUGAGACAAUGUAUAAAUGCUGAAUGGACUAUGCUUAAAUACUGCUUUAAAGUAAUAAGGUUGUAGUCUGUGUUGGGAUGAUGAAUUAAAUGUGGUGGGGGUUUUUUCCUCAUCUUUGUAGUCCAUCAGUAUUUCUUUCUCUCAAUAAAUUUCACUCUCAUGACAGUU